CUAUUGAGAUGUGCCAGAAACUCAUUACUCACACAUACAGGCAGUUUGCUUUUUGUUUGUUUGUUUGUUUGUUUGUUUACUUUAUUAUUUCUAACAUUUUUGUCCCAAGUGAUUUCUCUCGUUUACUCCAGAAGCUGGAAGGGGAAGAGAUGAGGCUAAUUGUAGGUUAUUGAUUGGUGGAGCUGCAUCAAGAGCAUAGAAUGUUAGGUGAUAACAAGGAAGGACGAGAACCCAGGUAAUGUGGGAAGAGGACAGUGUUUGGUCAACCACUAGAUGACAGCAGCAAUGCACUUUCUUUCACUCAGAUCAGACUCGGAAGGAGGACACCAUGGGCAUCAGGGAGGAACUGCAGAGCCGUCAGUUCUGGUGUAGCCUAUUGGCAGAAGCCACAGGCACCCUUAUCUUUGUCUGGAUAGUGCUGGGUGCCUCAUCCCCCACCGGUCCUAAAGAGGUGCUGCCUACUUCGCUCCAACCAGCCCUUGCUGCAGGACUGGUAGCUAUCAGUUUGGCACACUGCUUUGGUAAGAUCAGUGGUGCCCAAGUCAACCCCGCACUCACUAUGGCCUUCCUGUGCACUCGUAAACUGGAUGCUCUGCAUGCCUCGACCUAUAUUCUAGCCCAGUGUCUGGGUGCCAUCUUAGCAUCAGGCUUUUUUUAUCUCAUGUUACCCAGCUCAGCCAUUGGGCAAUUGGUCACAAAGGUCAGCACUGAGGGGAAUGCUGGACAGGCUCUGGGGAUGGAGCUGUUUUCCACUUUCCAGCUGGCUCUCACCAUUUUUGCUGUAGAAGAUCACCGGAGGCAUGAACUAGGGGAGCCUGUUGGGAUUUUGGCUAUUGGUUUCUCUGUGAUAGCAGGAGCUCUGGCUGCGGGUACCUUCUCUGGGGGCAGUAUGAAUCCAGCCCGAUCUUUGGGUCCAGCUGUCAUCACAGGAUUCUGGGAACAUCAUUGGGUGUAUUGGCUCGGCCCUAUUCUGGGUGCUGUUCUGGCUGGAGUAUCCUAUGAAUUCUUCUUUGCUGACAGCGCUUCACGGGAAAAGCUUGUUGCCUGCCUGACCUGUCGCGACAUUGAGAUUGUGGAGGCGGCCAGCAUGUCUCGGUCUUCACUUUCUGCUGCUCCUCAGGCUAAAUCACCUGACAAGGAAGAACAUGGCACUGAGUAGAAAGCUACAGCAAUUCCCCAUCUAUUUGUCUUCUUGUAAAGCCUCUGUUCAGCUUCCAGCUUCCUUCCACCUUAUGCAGCUUCAUAUAUAUUUAUAUCUGUAUUGGCAUUAAGUUUUGAGGUUGGUGCUCUUAAAGCACAGCACUGCCAUCCUGACCAUACCAGAUUUCUGAUUCUGUUCACAGUUUACAACAGAAAUAGUAUCAAAUAGAGUAAUCCAAGGGAGGAUAAAAGCCAGGAUUCCUAGAUUCUCAUUGUUUUUAGAUAAGACCUAGUGCAUGAGCUCAUUAGCUUCAUUAUAGUUGGAGACACCUCCUUUGCCACCAUCAGUCUUCAAUCACCUGACUGAUUUUAGAUACACUUAAUUUAAAACACAUGUAAAUGGAAAGCUCAUGUAAAUCCCACAAAGAUCUCAGAAGUAUUUUUAGAGACUAAAAAUGGUUGCUGCCUAAGAGCCCAGUGCUUCAUUUGGAAGUAUAUUUGCCUGCCAAGAAAAAGGGAUACAAGUAAGGUGUGGUAGCAAGGCCUACCAGUUUGGGGAGGCCUAAUAAACAUUCUACUGUCCAAUA
Molecule: messenger RNA, 1727 nt
Organism: Thamnophis sirtalis
Lineage: Eukaryota; Metazoa; Chordata; Lepidosauria; Squamata; Natricidae
Product: aquaporin-4
Biological process (GO): water transport; transmembrane transport
Cellular component (GO): plasma membrane
Molecular function (GO): water channel activity
Source: RefSeq, a predicted model, not a curated record